AUGAUGGGUCACAUGCAUCCGCUCUCUGUCGCCGGCGUCGUCGCCAUCGCUUCCGCAGCUCGUCGCGUUCGCGACCCCAGCCCGUCGCCUUCGAUCCGCCCGUCGCCUUCACUUCCCCCCCCGUCGCCCCUACUCGCCCCCCCUCCCCCCGCUCCGUUGCCUUCAUUUCCCCCUCCCGUCGCCUUCACUUCCCCCUCUCGUCGCCUUCACUUCUCCCCCUCCCGUCGCCUUCACUUCCCCCCAUCCCGUCGCCUUCACUUCCCCCCAUCCCGUCGCCUUCACUUCCCCCCCGGAGUGUUCGCCUUCACUUCCCCCCCCUCCCGUCGCCUUCUCUUCCCCCUUCCCGUCGCCUUCUCUUCCCCUUCCUGUCGCCUUCUCUUCCCCCUCCCGUCGCCUUCAAUUCCCCCUUCCGUCGCCUUCACUUCUCCCCCCCGAUGCCUUCAAUUCCCCCUCCGGUCGCCUUCCCCGCAUGCCGCACUUGCUUUCCCGCCCUUCACACUUGCUUCCCCACCCGUCGCCUUCACUUCCCCUUCCAUUGCCUUUCGCUCUCUCCCUGCUCACUCUCUUUCCCACUGCUCACUCUCUUCCCCCCUGCCCACUCUUUUUCCCACCCUUCACUCUCUCCUCUCCUGUUCACCCCCUGUUCUCACCCCUCUUCCUCCCUUCACUCAACCGUUCCCCCCUGCUCAACCUCUUUCCCUCUGCUCACUCUCUUCCCCCCUGCUCUCUCUCUUUAGCCCGGCUCACACUCUCCCCCUCCCCCCUCCCCCCACUCUCUUUCCCCCUGCUCACUCGCUUCCCCCCUCCUCAAUCUCUUUCCCCUGCUCAUUCUCUUUCCCUCUGCUCACUCCCCUUGUGCUCACUCCACUUUCCCCCAUUUCUCACCCAUUUUCGCCUUCACGCUCUCUUACCCCCUCCGCUAUCCCCUGUUUUCCCGGCUCACUCCUAUACUCACUCUCUCCUCCCCUUCUCACUCACUUCCUCCCCUUCUCACUCACUUCCCCCCUGCUCACUCUCUUUCCCCUUGCUUACUCUCUUCCCCCCCUACUCACCUUCUUUCCCCGUGUUCUCACCCCUCUUUCCCCCUUUCUCACCCAUUUCCCCCCUGCUCGGUCUAUUUCCCCCCUGUGCUCGUUCCUAAAUUCCCCUGCUGACUCCCUUACCCCCUGUAUUCACCCAUCGUUCCUAUUUCCUCUUGUUCACUCUCUCCCCCUCUGCUCUCUCCUCUUUCCCCCUGUACUCACCCAUUUCCAACCUUGUUUACUCUCUAUUCCCCUUCAUUCAACCCUUUUUCCCCCCCCAAGUCCUCUCAUUUCCCCUGUUCACAUCCCUCCUUAG
This is a messenger RNA of Closterium sp. NIES-65, 1338 nucleotides long. Lineage: Eukaryota; Viridiplantae; Streptophyta; Zygnematophyceae; Desmidiales; Closteriaceae. The record is from the annotation of a GenBank genome assembly.